AUGGCGGAGAUAAACAAGCUACAGAUCGCCUUUAUCCAUCCAGACUUGGGAAUCGGGGGAGCUGAACGUCUGGUCGUCGAUGCUGCGCUGGGACUGCAAAACAAAGGACAUUCCGUGUCCAUUAUCACUUCUCAUCACGAUCCUACGCAUUGCUUUGACGAAACAAGAGAUGGUACUCUGAGGGUCGUCUUAUACAAGCCCCCAUUCUUCCUUCCGAGGUCUAUACAUGGAAAGCUACACAUUUUACUUGCACACCUACGCCAGUUGCAUCUAACGUGGCACCUGCUGAGAGCAGACGGCACUCCAGAUGUCUUUGUUGUCGAUCAAUUGUCGACAUGUAUCCCAAUGCUGCGACUCUUUGCAUCAAAGCGAGUGGUCUUCUACUGCCAUUUUCCUGACAAACUCCUCGCCACCGGGGAGGCUAUCGAGGAAGACGGCGAUUCCCCUCCGAAGCCUCUCCAUAACAAUGCCGGUCUUUUGAAGAGGCUCUACAGACUACCAAUGGAUCUCCUAGAGGAGUAUACGACGGCAAGCGCAGAUAUUAUCCUGGUCAAUUCGCUAUUCACCUCGAGGAUUUUCAAACGCCAUUUUCCGUCCAUCAAACUUGACAAGGAUGGAAAAAAUCUCUCGGGUGGACAAAGGGGCUCGCAAGGCGGGCCUAGAGUGAUAUACCCCGGUAUCAACCUUGCCGCGUAUGAGGUUGCAGCCUCAAAAGAUGAGCCGCGAGAGGUUACUCUACUACGCUCGGACCGACCGACAUUUAUAUCCCUAAACCGUUUCGAGGCAAAGAAGAACGUCGCACUGGCACUCAAGGCUUUUGCCCUAUUCAUCCAGCACAUUGGCCGGUCAUCCAAGCCAUCUCAUAUUCAGGCUCGUCUCGUCAUUGCUGGAGGAUACGACUCCAGGGUUCGUGACAAUGUCGAUACCCUCAACGCACUGCUGAGGACUGCGUGCGAGCUUGGUCUGUCCUGGUGUCUCUUUCCAGUCACCAACGAAGGAAAGGGUGCGCCUUUCAUCCCAGACGAUAUCUCCCCGCAGUCGUCACUCGAGACAGCGCAAGUCGUGUUCCUGCCCAACUUUACAACUGCCCAGCGCAGUCUCCUCCUAACGUCCGAAAAUACCCUCGCAUUACUGUAUACCCCGACUGGAGAACAUUUCGGCAUCGUUCCCGUAGAGGCAAUGGCAUGUGGACUACCCGUACUGGCGUGCCGCAGUGGCGGUCCAAAGGAGAGCGUCGUGGACGAUGAACCCAGAAACUCUGUGGAUCUUGCAGACUGGAGUGUCGUAGACUCCUCCAGCGCAGAAACAUCAUCGUCUACGAGAACCGGUUGGCUACGAUCACCAUCGCCCGAGGCGUGGGCAGAGGCGUUGGCUGUUAUCGCAAUGCUCUCACCUUCCGCUCGCUCUGCACUCUCACUGCGAGCUAAGAACAGGGCUCGGGACAUGUUCUCUUUGGACGCUAUGUCAGCCGGAAUGGAGCGUGCCAUCAGGGAUGCUUACUCGCUGGGUCCGGUCACGCGCAGAAGGCUACUUGGUCCCGAGGCAGCCACCUGGAUCUACAUAUGUCUCGUCGCGGUUAGCAUCUUUACUCUGGGGGCCACAUACACGAUUGUCUGGACGGCCAUGGUGCUCGGUGGCACUACGUUGCUGGGAUUCUGA
Molecule: messenger RNA, 1659 nt
Organism: Serendipita indica DSM 11827
Lineage: Eukaryota; Fungi; Basidiomycota; Agaricomycetes; Sebacinales; Serendipitaceae
Source: the annotation of a GenBank genome assembly